This is a messenger RNA of Aspergillus bombycis, 441 nucleotides long. RefSeq lists its product as uncharacterized. NCBI's taxonomy places the organism in Eukaryota, Fungi, Ascomycota, Eurotiomycetes, Eurotiales, Aspergillaceae. Bases 1 to 441 code for a protein of 146 amino acids. The record is from RefSeq and is a predicted model, not a curated record. The transcript has a single exon.
AUGCUUCCUACCUCCGACCCCUUGUUCCACCAACUACAGAAACUUGCAGAACCAAGAGCAGCUGCUCAAAAUCAAACGAGGGUGUCGCCCCCAUCUCCAUAUACAAGGAUUAAUACCCCAGAUUUCGUUCGCGCCGAAAACGAGAUGAGCCGGAAGAUGCUGAUGAUAACGAUGAAUGCAUGUCCUGGGAGUCUGGCCCUAGAAAUGGCAGCCGUGACCACCACGCCCUCGUUACCAUCCAUGUCAACGCAUCGAUCAACGUGCGAGGGAAGGCAACCCCGUAAUCAUACCAUCUGUGGCAGGUCCAUGGCAAGACAGCAACCCUACGACACCUUCCUCGCUACCAAGUUCUAUGACAACGAUGAUGAUGCUGUACCCAGCACAGCGACAUCACUAGACCAAGUUAACAAACAUGGUGACGUGUAUUAUUAUUGCCCUUAG